Messenger RNA from Fonticula alba, 588 nucleotides. RefSeq lists its product as hypothetical. Gene Ontology annotation, cellular component: mitochondrion. Bases 1 to 588 code for a protein of 195 amino acids. Gene Ontology annotation, molecular function: fatty acyl-CoA hydrolase activity. Lineage: Eukaryota; Rotosphaerida; Fonticulaceae. Gene Ontology annotation, biological process: acyl-CoA metabolic process. The record is from RefSeq and is a predicted model, not a curated record. The transcript has 4 exons.
AUGCUUCGGUCCUCCAUUUCGCCCCUCCUGUGGCGGUCGGCCGCCCGGCUGGCUCCUCGGGCGCCGGCCUUCUCCUCCUCUGCGGCCCCCAUGUCGACGGCCUUCUCCUCCUCCAGCACGCCCGCCCAGGCGGCCGAGGGGUCGAUUCUCUCCCGGCGUUCCUCCACCCUGAUCAUCAGCGUGCGCGAUGAGCCUGCCCGCACGGUCACCGGGUUCGGUCACAUCCUCACCGCCACCCCGGAAACGAGCGACGUUUUCGAGGAGGGGUCCCCGCUCCGCAUGGGCGACUCCUUCCUGCUGCGCUACUACCCCUUCUCGUCGGACCCUGUCCUGAAGGAGCGCUAUCUCAAUCCCUAUGGUCGCAUCCGCCUCCGCAAGAUCCGCCACGACGUGGAUGGCUUUGCCGGGUCCGUGGCAUACACCCACUGCCCGCCCCACCUCCUGACCUCGACGCCGGCAUCGGCCGACUCGGAGGCCGCUCCUUCCGCCGCCAACCCGAGCGCCACGAUCGUCACUGCCGCCGUCAACCAGAUCAUGCUCCUGAAUCAGAUCCGCGCCGAGCGCGACAUGCGCAUGACGGGUUCGUAG